Messenger RNA from Monodelphis domestica (gray short-tailed opossum), 7986 nucleotides. It is a transcript of the gene CYP26C1, whose product is annotated as cytochrome P450 family 26 subfamily C member 1. Gene Ontology annotation, biological process: sterol metabolic process. Gene Ontology annotation, molecular function: oxidoreductase activity, acting on paired donors, with incorporation or reduction of molecular oxygen; iron ion binding; monooxygenase activity. NCBI's taxonomy places the organism in Eukaryota, Metazoa, Chordata, Mammalia, Didelphimorphia, Didelphidae. The record is from RefSeq and is a predicted model, not a curated record.
AAAUGCUUUCUUUUUUCUUUGAUAUCCAAAAAUAAUGCUCCCUCUCCAGAAGUUGUAUGAGGAUGAAGUUGGGAUCAACCUCAAAGAAAUAGGCUUUUCUUCUCUUACUUAUUUCCUACUCUAAAGUAUGGCACAAAAAAUAAUUUGUAUCAUGGAGAACUAAUAUGUUGGGAAAUCCCAGUAAGCAAUAGAGUAGCACUCUGGGAUUGGAAGUAGCAACAAAAAGACAAAAGAGAAGCUCCUCAACACUGAUUCAGGUUCUUCUCUGGCUUCCCCUGCCCAGAAAUCCAGGGCAGAAGAUGGGCACAGAUGGUUCUUGACCCCUAAUGAAUAUCCUAGGUGCUUUUCCUACCAGUAUAGCAGCACAGCAAACCUGUCCCAAAUUUGAGACAAAGAGAUUUGGUUCAGAGCUGAGACUCCACUGGUAUAUACGUCAUUUAAUUAUCCUGUUAGUGUCCUGGACCCUGCUGACUGUGUGGAGGGAGUUUGUCUCAUCUCUGUCCUGAUGGGUUGUGUGAAAAUUUGUAGGGAUCUUAAAGGCCCUCAAGAAUGGAGGCCCUGGAGUCUCUAUUGCUCUUUAAAGGGCAGACAAGAAGGACUAGAAAUAACGAAAUAUAGGAUGAGAAUUCCUCCUUGUCUAAAACUGAACUAUCUUGGGGAGCUACCAAGUAUCUGGAGAGCUACCAACGGAGCUCCCUGAAAUUUCACAGUUUGCAGAAAAAGAUCCUAAAUGUGGAGCAAAUGGGCGAUACCAUCAGAAUACCACAAGCAGGUUCUCCAAAGAGGGGACCCAGGGCUACCCAGCCACCCGGCCUUUUUUAUCAUAUCUUUCUUCUUUUUAAAAUUAAUUUAUUUAGAAUAUUUUUCCAUGGUUACAUGAUUCAUGAUUUUUCCCACUCCUCUUCCCUUCCCCCUCCAGGAGCUGACAAGCAGUUCCACUGGGUUGUACAUGUAUCAUUGUUCAAAACCUAUUUCCAUAUUAAUAUUUGCAAUAGAGUGCUCAUUUAAAGUCAAAAUCCUCAGUCAUAUACCCAUUGAACCACUUGAUGUUCUUUCUCUGCAUGUGGAUAGCGUUCUUUCCCACCUGUCCUUCUAAAAAGAAACGGAAUAAAAAGAAAGUGCCCGAUCCCAGUCCUGGUACACUUGAGAUGUUUGAGCAAUAUCUUAGAGGUCUAAACCGAUGGCCUACUCCCCACUCUCAGGCCGCAGAGCUGUCUUUGCCCAGGGCUGAGUUUGAGGUUGUAGGAAGCUCCAAGCGAUCUGGGAAGCCAGGAAUAGAGGAUAAUGGGACCCCCCCCCCCCUUUGGCUCACAUGGUGGGUGGAUGGAGAGAUCUAGAGUCAGAAAAGCUCCACCCUGCCAGGAAAGUCAAACUGCCAAUCUGCUGUUCUUGAUUACCUGAUUGCCCAGUCAGGCGCCUCUGGGGCCCCUGCUUGGGAGCUGUCACAAAAGCCUCCAAUGUAUUUUUUCAUCAAUAAAUACACCCAUUUCCACUGCCUCCAGUCACUAUACUUUGCAAGUUCCUUAAAUAUACAGAAAGACAGCAAACCUCUACAUAAACCCCAUCAGGACAGUCAGUUAUGGUUAACCUGUGUGGGGAAGGAGGGGCGCUGUGCACUCAUUCUGGUGGACAUUUGGGUACCUGAAGGCUGUCGGGUGAGUGUUGUCUUCUCUGUUAAUGCUUGUUGCCUGGAGUCAGCUGAAGCUCACCCGGCCCUUUCUGAGCCUUAACUGCCAAGGUGUGAGGUUGGGUGUCUCCUUCUCCCCAUUUGUGACUUCCCCUGCUAGGGCUCUAGGGCAGGGUAUGGUGGGUGGCCUCCUCUUCCAAUGAGACCACCUGUGAAAAGUGAAAAGAAAGGAAAUGGGCCCAAACUUGGGGGGAUGUGGUUGGUUCUCAGCCGCUGGAAGAGACCCCUCACAAGCGGCUGCCCCCUCAGCCCUGCCCAGGGUCACCUCAAGACAUCACGUCUGGGAAGGGCUCUUUGCACAGACUCUUCGGCCUCCUCAGUUCCCUGGGACCAAUGCCGGGCCUCUCCCUUUGCUCCAAGGGGCUCCUGUUCCUUUGCACUCUGUCUGGCUUCUGGGAUCCUGCCUCGCUUGCCUCCUCCGUCCUGGAGGCAGAAAAUGUUCCCUCUGGGGAUGAGCAGUCUCUCAGUGGCGGAAGCUGCACUGACCAUCCUACUCUCCCUGGGGCUGCUGCUCAGCGUGGCCCAACACCUCUGGACCUUGCGCUGGACUUUGAGCAGAGACCGGGCAUGCGCUCUGCCCCUUCCCAAGGGUUCUAUGGGCUGGCCCUUUUUCGGAGAGACGCUGCACUGGCUGGUUCAGGGCUCCAGGUUCCACAGCUCUCGUCGGGAGCGCUACGGGACGGUAUUCAAAACGCACCUGCUGGGCAAGCCAUUGAUCCGCGUGAGCGGCGCCCAGAACGUGCGCACCCUCCUCCUGGGCGAGCACCGCCUGGUGAGCAGCCAAUGGCCUCAGAGCGCGCGCAUCCUGCUAGGCUCUCACACGCUUCUGGGGGCAGUCGGAGAGCCCCACCGGCAGCGGCGCAAGAUUCUGGCCCGAGUAUUCAGCCAUGCGGCACUAGAAAGCUACAUGCCGCGCAUCCAGGCCACGCUGCGGCGGGAACUUUGGACUUGGUGCGGGGUCCCAGGACCAGUCUCGGUGUACUCGGCCACUAAGGCUUUGACCUUCCGCAUCGCCGCGCGGAUCCUGUUGGGUCUGCGCCUGGAAGAAAGCGAAUGCAACGAGCUGGCCAAGACGUUCGAGCAACUCAUGGAAAACCUCUUUUCUCUGCCUCUGGAUGUGCCCUUCAGCGGACUGCGCAAGGGGAUUCGAGCCAGGGACCUGCUACAUGAGCACAUGGAGAAAGCCAUUCGGGAGAAAUUGCAGAGGAGUGAGCCUGGAGGACAAAAGGAUGCUCUGGAUUUCAUCAUCAACAGUGCCAAAGAACAAGGCUGGGAACUCACCAUGCAGGAACUGAAGGAGUCGGCCAUUGAACUGAUCUUCGCUGCCUUCUUUACAACUGCAAGCGCGACCACGUCCCUCCUCCUCCUCCUCCUGAAAUAUCCUUCCUCCAUAGAGAAAAUCAGGCAGGAGCUGGCUUCCCACGAACUGACCAGACAGUGUUCUUGCUGGCCUCCUCUGGGCCUCCCAGAUUUCCGCAGGCUAGAAAAGGCCCCGCAUUCAAAGGAACCCCCGGGAAACCGGGGCUCUCAGCAACCCUUGUUCUCCAGAGAGGAAGAGAAACGGAGGACACCUGGAGGCAGGCCAGAAGUGGGCGGAAAGACUAGCUCUGUUCUUCAUCCGCCUCUCGUACCCGCAGCUGCUGGGUCGCAAGAGAAAACGAGCCCUGGGAACGGCUGCCUGAACCCCAAGCCGGGACGAGCGGACAGCGAGCGCUCCUGUCCCGGGCUGGAGGUAUCGAGGUGGCCCGAAUGUGAGUGCGAUCCUGACCUCACCCUGGAGAAGCUGAGCCGCCUUCACUACCUGGACUGCGUAAUCAAGGAGGUCUUGCGCCUCCUGCCGCCAGUGUCCGGGGGCUACCGCACCGCGCUGCAGACCUUCGAGCUGGACGGCUACCAGAUCCCCAAAGGCUGGAGUGUGAUGUACAGUAUCCGCGACACUCACGAGACCGCGGCCAUCUACCGGAGCCCGCCCGAGGGGUUCGACCCGGAGCGCUUCGGCUCAGCUUGGGAAGAGCAUCGGGCGGCUGGACGUUUCCACUACAUUCCGUUCGGCGGCGGCGUGAGGAGUUGUAUCGGCAAGGAGCUGGCCCAGGCCAUCCUCAAGCUGUUUGCUGUGGAGCUGGUGCGUACCGUGCGCUGGGAGUUGGCCACGGCCAGCUUCCCGGACAUGCAGACCGUGCCGAUCGUGCACCCAGUGGACGGGCUCCAGGUCUUUUUCUACCCACUCCCGCCCUCCUGCGGCCAGGAGCUGGUGAGCUUCUGACCUGCCAGCAGGGGCAGGACUCGGCCCCAGGAAGCGACUCGCCUGAGAUAAGCCCGAAGAGAGCACAUCUUCUCCAGGGAGUCGUCCCUCUCUGCCUUCUAAUUCUACGCUCUCCCCUUUGUCCCCCGCCCCCUCCAAAACCCCAACAACAACUUCCUGCUGAGCUUGUGCAAGGAGAGUUCCCUGAACCCAGCAUCUACCCCCAUAUCGGGUCUCAGGGAGAGCUUUAGACAGGGAUGGUCUCCUCUCCCUGAAAUCCAAAGAGCAAGCAGCUCCCAGAGGCUUGGGGAAGAAGCCAACAUCAGAGCUCAGAGUGGACCACCGCAGGAGAUAAAGGUCUCUGUAGAGUCCAGAGGGGCCCAGUGGGCUGAGGCUGAAACACUCAGGGAAAACAUGGGAAGAGCAACCUGGCGAGAGUUCCUGCCCUCUGUGGUAGAUUGUAGUCACUUAGUGCUGUCCCACCUGGCUAGAUACAUUAUAGCAACAUUUCACCUUAGGCUACAUCGGAGAGAGAGAGACAGAGAAAGAACUUUCUAAGUGAAUUGGGGGGGGGGGGGAGCGGGGGAGCUGGUCCUUUGGUAGAACUGCUGCUGCUAGACCCAUCCCAGGCCUAUUUAUUCUACUGAACAAAAGGCCAGCUACUGACGUUUAGAGAGGAAAACCUCCAAUUUGAGCUCUGGUGGACCAACAGUGUCCCCACUCAUUCAGGCAAUUUUUCCUCUCCAUCCAAACAAUUAUGGAGCAUAUUAUACAGAUAAGUAGCCUUGAAGAUUUAAUGUUUUUAGAAUUUGUGGAAUGUUAAUCCACCAUUAAUUGAGAAAUCAAAUGGCAGUAGUGUGUAAGGAAGGCCUGAUUUCUUCCAAGUCUUGUCUCUGACACAUCCUGGCUGUAAGACUCUGGGCAAGUUACUUAAUUUCUCAGUGACCCAGGCACCUCUCUUAGAAAUAGAGCUUUUAAGAUCAACAUAACUUCUUCCCCUCCCACUCUGCAAUCCAUAUCCCUGCAAGAUCCAUAAUUAGAAUGGAUUUUAGAUAUUUGUGCUAAAUGCAGAGUUUAGAGAAUAAACUUCUGAGUUACUGAGGCUUUGGCUCAGAGAUGAAAACACAGAUGACAUUAUUGGGGGAUGUUCUCCUGAGCUUUUGGGGACAGAAACCAGAACAGGAAAAGAGUGCCUUGGUCAGGAUGAGAAUCUGCUUAGCUACUCAGAGGAUACUCCACCAUACUAUCAGGGGUUUAAUCAGAGGGAAGAUGUGGAACCAGGUCUUUGGAGAGGUCUGCCAGGCUCAUUUCUAGGAUUGGAAACCAGUCCCAAACCCAAGGCAAUGAAUAAAGCUGGGAUAUAUUUGCUGAUCAGCUAGUUGUUUGACCUUGGGAAGUCAUUUCACCUGAGUCUUAUCUCUGAAAGGGGCAGGAAUUAGAUAAGAUGAUCCCUAAGGUACCUCUAUAAUAAAGAGUGGGAAUCAAGUAAAUAUAUAUUUAUCUGGUGCCUACUAUGUGCCAGGCAAAUAAGCACUGGGGAUACAAAGGAAGACAAAAAGCAGUCCCUGUUCUCAAUGAGCUAAGUCUAAUGGGGGUGAGGGUGGAGAAGGGACAAUAUGCAAACAACUAUGUACAAACAUACACAGAUAUGGGAUAAAUUGGAGAGAAUAGAGGCAUAAGCAUUAAGGUGAUGAUGAUGAUGAUGUGUGUGUGUGUGAGAGAGAGAGACAGACAGAUACAUAGUUCUAAUCAUUCACCAGAUUCAUUUUAGAUCUAUCAGGGAACCAUGUCAUCUUUUACUCAGAAGAACUUUUCACUAGGAGGUAUCAAAGAAAAAAAAAUUAAUACUAAUACUGUACUAUGGGAUUUAGGCAAGUCUUCCAGAAAUGGUUUUAUUAUCAUUAAUAUCCAGACAAUUAUUAACCAAGAGAAAGUAAUCCAGUGUGAUCUACCAUGCCCUAUGAUGUGACUUGGCCCUAAAAUAAUUUCAGAUAACAUUCACAUGAAUCUUGUACAGGGAAAGGAUAUGUUAAAUUAUAGCUUGCAUUAAUAUUCCAUAAUUUAGCAUAAAUUAUGGCUAUUAACAAGUUGUCAUUUGAUCCCAGGUAAGUCUUCUCACUUCUCAAGACUUUAGUUUCUUUCCCUGUAAAAAGAGGGGAUUGGAUCAGUAUUGGCAAAGGUUUUCAAUUUCACAUAUCCAAACUGCAACUUCAAGCUACCUGUGAGCCCCCUGAAUUACCCCAGAGAGUGGAAGGAGGAAGUAUAUGCUUUGGGUGGCUGGACAGAGGGGCAGGGCAAGGGAAAACAAAUGUCCUCAAGUGCUGGGAAGAGGGGGAACCAAGCAGCUACCCCAGUGCUGGCUCAGCAGGCUUGACAAUGCUUCACCAAUGCUGGACAAGAUGAUUUCUGAGGUCCCUUCCAGCUGACAUUCUAUAAAAUUACCCUGGGGAUGAAAUUUUCACUCCUAAAUCCAGGUCAAGGGGCCCAGACCUAGAAACAUCUAGUAAUUCAGAUAUAGCUGAAAUUUCCUUGAUUGUAGCAUUCAGCAGCAUGCUUCUGUCCUUUAUAAAUAAACAGAAUCUUAAUACCUUAUUAGUAAUUAAAGUGUUAAAUCAAUACACUUCUAGUUAAGGGUCUUCAGGCAGGGCAUAAGUGACAGAGGACUGACCUUGGAAUCUGGAAGGCCAGAGUUUCAAGUCCUGGCUAUGACACAUACAUGCUAGCAGUGGGGUUUAGGGAAAGUUGCAGCCUCUCAGUGCCCCAGGUUGCACUCUGCUACACCUGAACUUCAUCUGUAGGGGACUGUGCCACAGGAAAAAGUGGGUAGAGUGCUUGACUUCAAGUCAGGAAGAUGUGGGUUUGAAUCUAGCUUCUGACACUUAUUAGAUGGAUCAGACCCUGGGCAAACCAAUCACCUCUGAACUCAAUUUUCUUCUCCGUGAAAUUAUGAUAAUAAUAGCACCUGCCUGCAAGGGCUUCUUCAAAUGACAUAAUUUGCGACUUACUGCCUUUAUGAUUUUGAAUAAGUCAUAUAACUGCCCCCAAACCUAAUUCCCCAUUUAUGAAGGCAACUAGGUAUUGCAGUGUUGGACCUGGAAUCAGGAAGGCCUUAGUUCAAAUCCAGCCUUAAAAAUUUACUUGCUGUAUGACCCUGAGCGAGUCACUUAACUGCUCUUUGCCUCAGUUUCCCAAGUUGUAAAAUGGGAAUAAUAAUAAUAACAGCUUCUACAUCCUGGGGAUAAAAUGAAAUAUGUAAAUAAAGCACUUCAAACAUUUUAAGUGACUAUAUAGAUUAUUAUUCUCAUCAUCUCUAAAAAUGAAGGUGGUCGGCUAGAUGAUCUUUUCUAGUUUUAGACCCAUAAUCCUAUAAAUGUGAACUAUUGAUCAAACUACAGGUCCAGACCUCUCCCUCUAAGCAAUCAGUCCCAUCCUCAAAGAACUGAUACUUAUGUGUGCAUGCUCAUUCUACUCCAGUAGCUGAAAACUCUUUCAUAUUUUAGUAAAUAAUCUUGGGAGUUACUGUGUGUGUGAAAAAUUAGUCACUUUGCUCCCCAGUAUGGUGAUGAGUUUCUCUUAGUUUAGCUAGGCUGAUCUUGACCAAUAAAUGACAACCACCAGAGCCUAUGGGACACUUCCUACGGGGAGAUUAAAAAAAAUAAUAAUAUAGCAUCUAGUGUGUUUAUCUGUGUAUCCACACAUUUACAGGUAUGCAUAUCUGCUCAAAGUUUCCGCCUUACUUUUAGACUUUGGACCUGGCAGUUAUCCUGAAGUCGCCCAGGAGAGCUCGCUCACAGCCUGGCCAGUCUUCUUUCACGGCAUCCUACAUACAACCUGUCACCCACCCAGUGGCCUGAUAUGGUUCUUAGAUGUGACAGGUCAUCCCAGGAAAAGGUCGGGCUAAAAGUCUGAACUGAGCGCUGUUGGCAGGUUGACCCUUUAGUGAACCAGAAGGAAGCCCCUGCCCUCCUGACCUUGUGUUUAAGGUAAAUCUCUGUGGCCAAAGGAGGGGAAAGCAGUAGGCGGUGGGUAUGAGUGUCAAUGACUAACUUUAAUUAGG